This is a messenger RNA of Pochonia chlamydosporia 170, 1614 nucleotides long. Its product is annotated as cytochrome p450 oxidoreductase. The transcript is spliced from 2 exons. The record is from RefSeq and is a predicted model, not a curated record. Bases 1 to 1614 code for a protein of 537 amino acids. Gene Ontology annotation, molecular function: oxidoreductase activity, acting on paired donors, with incorporation or reduction of molecular oxygen; monooxygenase activity; heme binding. Lineage: Eukaryota; Fungi; Ascomycota; Sordariomycetes; Hypocreales; Clavicipitaceae.
AUGUCUCCAAAUAUACAAUCACUCGUUCGUUACUUUUCGCUGUUUCCACUCAACAUGGAGGCUCUUUUAAUCUUAUCCGCACUUCUAUCUCUGGUUUUCUACCUAGUUCUUCACAAGUAUACUCGCACAUAUUCUCGACUGCCGCUGCCCCCCGGCCCAAAAGGCCUCCCCAUCAUUGGCAACAUUUUCUCUCUGCCACCGAACGGAGUGCCAGAGUAUGAGCAUUGGCUCAAAUUCAAGGACUUAUACGGGCCGAUUAGUUCCAUCACCGUACUAGGCCGAACACUGGUUAUUCUCCAUGACAGAAAAGCGGUUGACGAGCUCCUCGAGAAAAUGUCUACCAAGACAUCAUCCCGGCCGGAAAACACCUUCUCCAACAUGUCUGGAUUUAAUAGAUUCGUUGUAAACAUGCAAUAUGGUGCACAGUGGCGUCAGCACCGUAAGGUUCUGCAUCAGUAUCUUGGUACAGAAAAGCUUGCGAGACGAUUUGACGAUGUUCAAGACAUGGAGUCGCGACGACUUCUCCUCCGGUUGUUAACUUCGCCUGAGAACCUCGUCCAACAUUUUAAAACUGAAGCCGGUGCGAUUAUUCUACGAGCAACGUAUGGGUAUGCCAUCGAACCGCAUUCUCCAGACCCCUUGGUCCAGGCAAUUGAAGAAAUGAUGAACAAUCUCUCCAAGUCCACGGUUCCUCUGUCAUGGGCAGUCGAUGUGAUUCCCGCACUCAGGUUCCUACCCAACUUUUUGCCCGGCACAUCAUUCAAGCAAACAGCCAAGGAAGCGUACGCCAUCAAUGAUCUAGUCACCGACGUUCCCUAUCAAUUUGUUCAGCAGGAGAUGGCAAAAGGCGCCCACCGGCCAUCCUUUGUUUCGAGCUCCCUUACAGAAAACAAGCAUAGCAACGGGAAAGAAGGCACGGAUCACGACGCAGAAAGCGUCAUCAAGGUGGUCGCCGCCAUCAUGUAUGGCGGCGGCGCAGAUACUACCGUCGCCGUCCUGACUGGCUUUGUCCUAGCCAUGAUUCUGUUUCCAAAAGUCCAACAACAGGCGCAAGAGGAGCUCGAUAGGGUUCUCGGCGAUAAGCUCCCCGACGCAGAAGAUCAGAACAACCUGCCUUAUGUUUCGGCAGUAGUCAAGGAAGCGAUGCGCUGGUUUCCAAUCGCUCCGGUCAAUACCCCCCAUGCCACUGAUGCAGAGAUACAGUAUGGAGGAUACCGUAUUCCAAAAGGAUCGUAUAUACUCGCAUCGACAUGGUGGUUGCUUCAUGAUCCGCAAGUAUACCAGGAUCCGAACGCAUUCGACCCCGAUCGCUUCCUGUUGCGAAACGAGCCGGAGCCUACCAAUGCUAUGUUUGGAUUCGGCCGCAGAAUUUGCCCUGGUCGGUUUGUCGCCGAAAAGAGUUUAUUCAUAACAAUAGCACGACUUUUGUCUACGUUUACAGUUAGGAAAGGCGCUGGAGAAGCCAAACGUGUGUUUACACCUGGACUGAUUGCGCAUCCGGCUGAGUUUUCGUAUGAGAUUACGCCGAGGAGCGAGAAGCAUGCUGCGUAUGUGAGGGCCAUCGAAAGGGAUGUACCGUGGGAGAAGGGUGACUCUGGGCUUCUUUCGCGAUGA